UUUUGCAGAUAAGAAAAUUAUGAGAUUCGAAAAUUGUCUUUAUCUUUCAACAGAGUUUUCAGAGAAGAGUAGAAGUGAGAAAGAAAACGACGAAAAUGAUUCCGGUCAUAGGAACGUGUUUCAGAAGGGCUUUAAACAAGGUGAAUGCGAGGAAAUAUUGCACUAAACUUAAUCAACCCUUAUCUGCAAAUGAGAUGCCAAGACCUGGAGGAAUUCCAACCUUUAUGCGGUUACCACAUCAAAACACAGCAGAAGGGCUUGAUGUAGGAAUCAUUGGUAUUCCCAUGGAUAUUGGCACGUCAAACCGUCCCGGAACUCGUUUUGGACCAAGACAAAUCAGAACUGAAUCAUCUUUACUAAGGGCAUGCAAUGCAACCACAGGCGAUCAACCUUUUUCUAAGUUACAGAUUGCUGACUUGGGUGAUAUUCCGUUCACUAUGUAUGACAUCAAGCAGGCGAUGAAAGACAUCAAGGCUUUUACGUCUAAAGUUUUGGCGCAAAACUGCACUCCUGUGACGAUGGGAGGAGAUCACACCAUAACUUACCCAUUAUUGCAAGCUAUGAAGGAAAAAUAUGGACCUAUUGGUUUAGUACACGUUGAUGCCCAUGCUGACUGUAGUGACACUAUGAUGGACUGUAAAAUUGCGCAUGGAACACCAUUCAGACGAGCGGUUGAAGAAGGUCUUUUGGACUGCAGUCGUGUAGUACAGAUUGGACUUAGAGGAACAACUUAUGCAACUAAUGAAUAUCAGUGGGGAAAAGAUCAGGGCUUUAGAAUCGUACUGGCUGAAGAAUGCUGGCACGGUACUUUAGUUCCCCUCAUGGACGAUGUCAGGAAACAAAUGGGAACAUCGCCAGUAUAUGUGAGCCUGGAUAUUGAUGCGUUAGAUCCAAGUUUUGCUCCCGGAACAGGUACGCCAGAAAUUGCUGGGUUGACUACAAUUCAAAUGUUAGAAAUCAUACGAGGUUUGAAAGGACUUAAUUUAAUAGGAGGAGAUCUAGUUGAAGUAUCCCCUCCUUAUGAUACAACAGGAAAUACAGCACUAACGGCAGCGAAUAUGUUGUUUGAAUUAAUAUGUAUUUUAUCUCAUCAGAAAUAA
This is a messenger RNA of Uloborus diversus, 1100 nucleotides long. Its product is annotated as guanidinobutyrase-like. NCBI's taxonomy places the organism in Eukaryota, Metazoa, Arthropoda, Arachnida, Araneae, Uloboridae. The coding region runs from base 96 to 1100 and encodes 334 amino acids. The record is from RefSeq and is a predicted model, not a curated record. The transcript has 7 exons. Gene Ontology annotation, molecular function: agmatinase activity; metal ion binding.